Messenger RNA from Diachasmimorpha longicaudata, 5958 nucleotides. RefSeq lists its product as uncharacterized. Gene Ontology annotation, molecular function: nucleotide binding; DNA binding; DNA-directed DNA polymerase activity. The transcript is spliced from 2 exons. Lineage: Eukaryota; Metazoa; Arthropoda; Insecta; Hymenoptera; Braconidae. Gene Ontology annotation, biological process: DNA replication. The record is from RefSeq and is a predicted model, not a curated record. Bases 1181 to 5398 code for a protein of 1405 amino acids.
UUUCUCACAAUUUUUCAAAGGAAUAUUUCCGUGUAAUAAAUUUAAAGCACACUCGCAAAUGCAGCGAAUUAAAUCUUUAUUAGCGUGUUGUAUUAUUACCCGGCGUAGCCUGGGUGGUGCGUAGAUGAGAGCGUGUAAUAAGGCUGUAUUCUUUUCUCCAAGCGACUUGCGAACAGAGCCGCUUUCAGAACGACUUCUCGUUGCCAUCACACAUGAACGACUGGUACACUCCGUGAUGCCCCUCCUCCUUUUAUAUUGCGAUCCUUCCGCGGAAUAUAAACAUAAUGAUGGGGAUCACUGGGGAAUACAUUGGUACGAAACCUACAGUUUUCAGGAGUCGAUUGUUUCAAAUCUAGCAACAAAUAGCCAUGAGCUGCCGAAGUUGCAUCAAAAUAGGCUUCUUGCAGAAAUUUUGGAUCUUCUGGGUAUAUUUGACGAGCCAAAUGGGCAAUUUGUGCACGAUCUCUGGGAUUUUUAAAUACGACGAUGUAAUUUGUAUUCAAUGAAAUGUCUCUCUGUCCUUUGCCUUGGUGGAAUAAAUUUUGAGAUAGAAACAUUACACUGAGAUUUUUAUGAUGGCUUCCUUUUGUAAAUAAAUCAACUAUUGCACCAUUCGAAGAUUCCCGCAUCAAAUCGUCCACGACAACCAAUUUUGGCUUAUUAUCAUCAAAAUCUCCAGAUCUUGGUAGGCCUUCACGAAAUUCGACAAAAUUAUUAUCAUAAUCCGAAUAUCCAUUCUGCCACUCAGCGUAAUAAAAGAUCACUUUUUCAAUUUGUGUAUCGCACAUUUGCUUAAUUUCCUUCAAAAACCUUUUAACAAAAAAUGUUUUUCCACAACCCGUGGGACCACAAAUCAUUGCAGUAAAGGGAUGUUUCCACCUCGUGUCCAUAUUGCCUUCUGAUUAAUCAUGCCUAAAAUCUCAUCAUUUUAUACAAUUUUACGAUAUCCGAAAAUAUGGAUUUGAAAAUGCUAGAGAGGGGCGUGACGUAAUGCACCUGUAUUGGGGUCAAGUGGGCUUGCCUAUGACUAGGACAAGGACAAUGCGCGUAGGCGGGGGCAGGUAAAAAAGGCGAAGAAGUGCAGUAGCCCCCCUGUGGCGCCAACAGUAAAACCCCUGACUUUUCCCAAUAUAGCCCGAAUUUUCUCGCACUAACUGCAGUCGUCCAAGGGACAUUCACAAUGUCGGACCCAAACGAUUUAGCGGGGCCCAGUGACCCGUCCGAAGAAAAUACUACACCUCCACAGGGAGAUUUUGAUUGGAUAAAUAAUUUUGAUCUUGAGUUAUUCGGUGAUUUUGCCAUUGAAAAUAAUUUUGAUGGAGAUUUAUUCGAAAAUUUUAAUUCUGCGCUCUUUGAUAUUCAAUGUGGUGGUGGUGAAAAUGUUGUGAGUGACCCUAAGGCUUUGGAAGCUGUUGAAGAGUUUAAUCUAGAUUUACUAGAUCAGCAGAAUGAUCAACAAAAUGGCCGCGAAGAAGAGAUUGAAAAUCGAUUGCCGGCCUUAAGGACAAUACGACGAUCACGCCAGAGACUUCCACGUUUCAAACUCGACACACAUGUGAUGGAGUUUGCAAUCAACCCUUUACCUGAAAGUCGUGACCCUGCCGACUGGGUUGAAGAAGCUUUUCGUGAUGUCUAUAAUAAAAUUAUUGAGGCUGGAGGACGUGGUAUGAAUCGAAUGUGCCUUACAUUCAAUUUUGCAAAUAUGCAAAGAGACAAUGCCUGGAUAAGUCCACGUGCGAUCAAAGGAUAUGAGUUUCAAGAUCUAUGGAAUCUUGUUAGUUCUAUCGCGCAGAGCGCAAACGGUUUCGGAUGUGCCGAUAAGUUUUGGAUCAAACUUCACGUGGCUGAAGCCCCGGUAGGUCAAGGUUUCCUUGAAAACGGCAUGAAAAGAGGGUUUAGUAGAAAAUGUAUCCUUCAGAUUUCGAAUGAAGAUGGCUUGUGUCUAGCCCGAUCACUUGUUGUGGCCAAAGCACAUGCAGAAAAAUUAAAAACCAGAGCUGAUAAGGGCAAGAUCCACGAGGUAUGGCAGGCAAUCCGGCAAUGCAAGGGAAAAAUGCAACGUAAGGAGGCCGAAAGGCUAACUCGAAGGGCAGGAGUCAUUGCUCCUGACGAAGGCUGUGGUCUACAGGAAGUUGCUCAAUAUCAGCGAUACUUGGCUGAAGAAGGAUGCCUUAUCAAGGUCUAUUCCCUCAUGAGAAACGGAAAAGAUCACCCUGUGCUCUACGAUGGUACACCUGAAUUGAUUAGCAGAAAGAUGGCCGUCCGAUAUACCUUACCGAUUGUGUAUUAUCCUGAAGAGAACCACUAUGAGCCAAUCCAAAAUUUACCUUCAUUCUUUGGCGUGAAGUAUUAUUGCGAGCAUUGCAACAAACCUUACACUACGCAAGGACAUGUUUGUGAUAGGACUUGUGAUAGGUGUUUGAAGAAUCCUCCGUGUGACUCUACGAUUGUUGAUAAAAUAGUGUGUGACGAUUGUAAUCGAGAGUUUCACGGGCAAUUGUGCUUCGAUCAACAUAAGAAACCAGGAUCUUUCAGCGGAAAUAACCCCACCGUCUGUGACUAUAUAAAAUUGUGUGGACAAUGUAAUACGAAAAUUGAUCAUCGCAAAGCUCAGAAUCAUGUGUGCCAUAAAUAUUAUUGCAACGUAUGUCAAAAGGACGAAGAUAUUUCUCAUCUCUGCUAUAUGCCCACCUUAAAAAGCAAGAAAAAAUUGACUUUGAAACGCGUGGCGUUUGUUUUCUACGACUUUGAAACCAGACAGGAUGAGCUUCUGCAAGGAACUACAGAUGUCAACGUACACAUUCCUAAUCUUUGCGUUGCCCAAACUGUGUGUGAUCGUUGUGCAGAUAUGACCGACGAUGACAUUGUGAACGCCAACGAUAAUCACGGAAAUCCGUGUGGCGUGUGUAAACAUCGGGAAAAUGUUUUCGAUGGUGAGGAUCCUGUGCGAGGAUUUGUUGAUUACAUCACGUCGAUGGGUAAGACGUAUAAAAAAGUAGUUUGUAUUGCACAUAACGCGAAAGGCUAUGAUUCACAAUUCGUUUUGAGAGACGUCAUGAAACGCAUUAACAGUCAAAUUAAAGCGAUAAUUAACGGAACAAACAUUAUCUUGAUGGAUUUUGGGGAUAAUAAAUUUAUAGACAGUUUAAAUUAUUUUCACAUGGCUCUUGCAAGUUUACCGAAAGCUUUUGGAUUGGGGAAUAUAGCGAAAGGCUAUUUUCCACAUUUUUUCAAUACAAAAGACAAUCAAAACUACGUAGGGCCUAUACCUGAUAGAAAAUAUUAUGGUGCUGACACUAUGGGUGUCCAAGAUCGUGAAAAAUUCUUAUCCUGGUAUAAUGAUCGUGUCGAAGAAGAUUAUGAAUUUGAUUUUCGUAAAGAAAUUCUUCAUUAUUGCAGACUUGAUGUUACAAUUUUGAGACGAGCCUGUGUUGAAUUUCGAAAACUGAUUAUGAAUGCUGGAAAUGUAUGUCCUUUUACAGAGUGUGUAACGAUUGCGUCUACAUGCAUGCGUAUUUUUCAAACAAAUUUCUUAAAAGACAAGCAGAUAGGCAUUAUACCACAGGGAGGAUAUCGGUUAGGGAAAACGCAGUCGAAAAUCGCAAUUGAAUGGCUCUUGUGGCGCGAACAUUGCGAGAAUCAUCGAAUAAUACAUGCCGGACGAACUCGUGAGCACAGAACAACUUCAGGCCUGCGUCUAGAUGGUUUUUGGGAGGAUACCGCCAAUAAUAAUAAGAAAUAUGCAUAUCAGUUCCACGGGUGUUAUUGGCACGGAUGCCCACGGUGUUUCAAAUUCAAUAGAGAUAAAGAGUUGAGUCACAAGGAUACACUAGAGAGCCGAUAUGAGAGAACAGGGGCGAUUACACGGGAAUUGCGACACUCGGGUUAUGAAGUCGUUGAAAUGUGGGAAUGCGAUUUUAUUCGUCAAAAAAAGACAGAUCAUGUGUUGGCGAAUUUUGUAGAAAACGUUGAUCAGCAAAUGUUUAUAGCGCUGGAUCCGCGCGAUGCAUUUUUCGGGGGACGAACAGGAAAUACCGUAACACAUUAUGAUGUAAAAGAUAAUGAGAAAAUUCGCUAUGUUGAUGUUUGUUCGUUAUACCCAUACGUUUUAAAGACAGGGGUUUUCCCGAUUGGACAUCCCACUGUCCAUGUGGGGCGUGAUUGUCAGCUUAUAUGCCCUAAUAAUAAUAUUUCGCGGAUAGAAGGUCUCGUGAAAUGUCGCGUUUUACCCCCUCGUCAAUUAUUUCACCCUGUUUUACCAGUAAAAGCCCAUGGAAAGUUACUGUUCCCUCUCUGUCGAUCAUGCUGCGAUGAUCUUGUACAAGAUAAUUGCCCUCAUGAUGAUCCCGCUGCUCGCGAAUUUUUGGGAACUUGGGUCGCUCCAGAACUUCGUAAAGCCGUAGAAAUGGGGUAUAAAAUAUUAGAAAUCAGUGAGCUUUGGGAGUAUAAGAGUACUACGCGUUAUAAUCCUGUGACGCGAACAGGUGGAUUAUUUGCCGAAUACAUUAACACUUUUUUGAAAAUAAAACAAGAGGCUUCGGAUUGGCCUGCUGAGUGUGUAGAUGAUGAAUCAAAGAAUCGAUAUAUUGCUGAAUAUGAGACGCGAGAAGGUAUAAAACUUGACAAAGAUAAAAUUCAAAAGAAUGCCGGAUUAAGAGCCGUAGCAAAACUUUGUUUAAACUGUCUCUGGGGUAAAUUUGGGGAGAGGGAGAACUUGACAAAAAAAGCUAUUAUUCGAACACAUGAGGAAUUUGCAAAUAUAAUGUUUAAUCCUGAAAUUGAAGUAACAGGACUUGUUCCUGUCGAUAACGACACUCUCUUCAUGUCCUGGAAACAUUUAAACGAAGCCGCGGAAAUGUCCACUAAGGCUAAUGUUGUUAUUGCGGCUUAUACAACCGCUCACGCGCGUCUAAAGUUAUAUUCUUAUCUAGAAAAACAACAAGAACGUGUUUUAUAUUAUGAUACAGAUUCGGUAAUUUACGUCAGCGAUGGAUCAAAUGAAUUACCGCUAGGGAAUUUUCUAGGGGAUUUGACCGACGAAGUAGAGGGCUACGGAGAAGGAAGUUUCAUUACUUCUUUUGUCUCUGGGGGGCCUAAAUUUUAUACUUAUCGCGUAAAAAAACCGGACGGUAGUAUCGCGGAAGUUAGUAAAAUAAAAGGGGUUAGACUGAAUUAUGAAUCGCGUAAACAAAUUCAUUACGACUCGAUUCGCGCGCUCGUUGUCGAUAAAGCAGAUCCCUACCAGAUCGACUAUCAUGGUAUCCGUCGGACAGUGUAUCAUGACGUCAUCACGAAACCUGAGAGUAAGAUCGUACGUGCGACAGGACCAAAACGGCGGCUUGAUGGUUUCGCGACACUGCCCUAUGGUUUCAAAAAACCGCGAUUGAACCGCUGCUAGUUGGCGCGCACUGUUUUUUUUUAAAUUAAGUAUUUUAUGCAUUUAGAUUAAUUGUUGUAGUUUUGUAUAAUAUUGUUAUGCACGAAAAACGUUUGUAGGCCUGCAUUAUUUAAUAAUUAAUUAAACAAUUUAAUGAGUAGGGGCUAUUCCUCCACUCGCUUAAUAUUUUAUUGUAGCCUCGAAUAGUUAUUAUUAAUGGAUAGGGAAUCGUUUGUUGAUAAUUAAUAUCCAAAUUACAUAUUUUUAAGUUUGUUUGUUCAUUAGAUAUUAAUUUUUUAAAAAAUGGGCCCUACAAUGUUUACAUUUGAGCAGAGCCUCCUGGUGUCAGGAAGCGGCCCUACGUUUUUACCGACACUGUGGAAUUCUGGGAAUCUACGUUUCUGGGAGGGGUUACCGACUGUCAGGGGGGCGCCACCGUCAGCUUUGACGGGGCGGGUUUUUAGCCGUUCGUAUUUCGAAUUGAAAUACGAAGUUUCAAAAACCCGCGGCCCGCGAAAAUGAAAAGUAUCUGUAAGAAAAAUGUAAUUUAUACGAAGAAAUAAAUAAAUAAAUGAAUAAAA